This is a messenger RNA of Fulvia fulva, 693 nucleotides long. RefSeq names its product Multiple myeloma tumor-associated protein 2. The record is from RefSeq and is a predicted model, not a curated record. NCBI's taxonomy places the organism in Eukaryota, Fungi, Ascomycota, Dothideomycetes, Mycosphaerellales, Mycosphaerellaceae. The transcript is spliced from 2 exons. Bases 1 to 693 code for a protein of 230 amino acids.
AUGGACCUCCUCCAAACAGUCCGCAAAGAAGGCUCCCGUGGCGGAGUCAACUUCUCCUGGGAUGAUGUCAAGUCCUCCCAGCACCGCGAGAACUACCUCGGCCACUCAUUGAUGGCACCAGUUGGCCGCUGGCAACAGAACAAAGAUCUCAACUGGUAUGCGAAAGCCGAAGACGCGGAACUGACACCCGAGGAGCGAGCGGCGAGAGAAGCCGAGAGGAAGCGCGCGGAGCUGCGAAAAGUGAAAGAAGCAGAGGAAGAUGCCAUGGCAAAAGCGCUUGGCUUGCCGGUGCCGGAUCGGACGAACGCGAACAAUGAGCCGUUGGGAGAGAGCAAAGUCACACAGCGAGAGGUCAACAAGGCGUUGAAGGAGGCUUUGGCGGACGAUGAGGAAGAUGCGAACCGAGCGGUGGGACUUGGAGACAAGGAGAAGGAGAGGAAGAGUAGGCACAAGGAUGAGCGGAAAAGGCACAGAAGUCGCGAUAGGAGACGCGAUCGACAUGAUGAGGACCGAGGCCACAAGAAGAGACGAAGCAGGCGAGAUCGAUCAAGAAGCAGAGACAGACACAGUCAGCGCCAUCGACGACGAAGCUACGACGACAGGCCGCGGAGUCGAGAUAGGGAUAGGAAGCAAGACAGAAGCCGCUCGAGGUCGCCGUACUCGGAGAGGAAGCGACGUAGGGAUGAUCGAUGA